Molecule: messenger RNA, 1129 nt
Organism: Lasiosphaeria miniovina
Lineage: Eukaryota; Fungi; Ascomycota; Sordariomycetes; Sordariales; Lasiosphaeriaceae
Exons: 2
Coding region: 107-1054 (315 amino acids)
Source: RefSeq, a predicted model, not a curated record
GUACGUGUUGACUUCUACGUACGUUGCCACAUCUUCUCUCCUACCGCGCCUUCCUCGAGCGUAGCAUGCAUUGAGAGCCCCGCCCCUCUGACAUGACGAACCUGACAUGAUGAGCCCUACUUCUAGAAUAUCGAACAUCUUCAAACGAGCCGACGGACUCCGCUGGUCCCCCUGGCUUGACGAGUGCCUCAACCACCUGGCCGAGAGGGGUUCGGGCACAGUCGACCAAGACGAGAUCCUCAUAGCCCAAGUGCGGGUGCAGCUGGUCAUUGACCAGUUGUACAGUGCCCCGAUGCCUGUGAUGAGCGCCGGACAGCCUCCGACACAAUACGUGUCGUGCCUUCAGGCACGGCUGCGCGAGAUCACGGCCAGACAGGCGGCUAAUGCCGCGACCGCAAGCAAUCCUAUGAUGCUCAUGUUGGUCUCCUUCGCCGACCUGCUCAUCUACGAGCCACUGCUCAGCAAAGCCCCGGGUAGCGCCACCAACACGGCGAGCUGGAACGACCCCAGCAUGUCGCGGUUCCAAGUGUACCACGGGGCGCUUGUGGCAAUAAAGGGCUGGCUCGACACGUUCAUGUCGACGCCCUUGGUGCUGUUCCGCAGCAUGACGUUAUCAUCAUACCACCAGCUGGUGUCAGUGCUGGCGUGCCUCUUCAAUCUCUACACGCUGCAGGACGCGGCGUGGGACAAGGGCCUCGCGCGUAAGACGGUCGACCUGCUGGCGACGUGCGACGCCGUGAUCGGCGUCUUCAGCCGCCUCAAGGCCGCGCCCGCCAUCAUCUCGCGCGAGUUCGGCGAGGACGACGCCUUCUCGUGGGGCCUGACGAUCCUGCAGCGCAUGAAGGGCCGCUGGCAGGUCCAGCUCGCCGAGGGCGGCGGCGGCGGAAGCAGUGGCUUGGGCGGCGGCGUGGCCGCGCAGGACCCCGUCAUGAUGGACUACGCUGCUGUUACUGCCGCGCAGGGCCAGGGCGUGAUGGCGUCGAUGGGCUACAUGGGCAAUAUCUACGACGAGACUGCGCUGUUUGCCGAUGCGUUUACCACGAGCUGGGAGUGAUGGGGAGUGAAGGGGCUGUACAUUAACUACAUUUUGCAUGAUUAUUCCACAAUUCAUGAAUUAUGACGAUGCGCG